Molecule: messenger RNA, 1550 nt
Organism: Prorocentrum cordatum
Lineage: Eukaryota; Dinophyceae; Prorocentrales; Prorocentraceae
Source: the annotation of a GenBank genome assembly
UUUUAUCAGAACGCACACGCUGCCACGCUGGCUUGCCCAGCACGUGCGGAAGGAGCGAGGACUGACGGAGAAAGGGGCAACAGCUGCCUUGAAAUAGAAUGCACGCGCUGUCACGCUUGCUGGCGGAGCACAUGUAUAAGAAACGAGGAAUGCCAGAGGAAGGAGUGACAGUUGCCUCGAAAUAUAAUGCAUGCGCUGUCACGCCAGCUGGCGGAGCACGUGCAAGAAGAACGAGGGGUAGCAGCGCACGGAGACAAAAUUGCCUUGAAACAACAUGCCCGCGCUGUCACGCCGGCUGACGGAGCACGUGCGGAAGGAACGAGGAACAACAGAGGCAAGAGGCAGACGGACACAUGGAGAAAAGCACAACAGGGAGAGGAAUCAACGAAACCCACAUGACGUGGCCGCCUGUGGAGUCCCAGGAAAGAGGCCGGGAAACAGGGGCCCUCCCGCGAACCUCGGCAAUAAAAGGUGCCCGGCCACCGCCAGCGCGAUGGAGGAUCCACCCGCCCACGCAUCUCGGCAUCGCAGCACCACCCUGCAAGAGGCAGCGGGAGUAUUUUGUCCCCAUGGACGCCGCCUGCCCCGCAGCCCGCCGGGGGAGCGAAGACUUCGGCCAUGGCGCGGCCCGCCGCUCGACGAGCAGGCGCCCCCCCGUGGCCGCCGUCGGACGCGGCAGGGCGGAGCAGCCGAGGCAGACGGUAGCAAGGGCGAGGGCCAGGGCACAGGAGGGGGAGAGGACAGGCAGGGGAUAGAGAGAGAGAGCCCAGGCAAAACAAUGCUGCGGCUGCCGGGCGCGUGGCUCGUCCGCAGCAGGUCGCCCGCGAAGAGCUGGCAGAACAAACAGCUUGGCCAGCAGAGGGUGGACGAGCCAACAGCCAUCCUCCAUAAGCAAGCCAACACCUUCGCCUCAAAACACUCAUCUUGGGCGCCCGAGUUAUCCGGGGUAACUCGGGUCCGGGGUAACUCGGGUUUGGGUUCCCGAAAAACGAACCCGAGUUACCCUGACCCGAAAUACCCCUGAUGAUUCGGGGCUCUGAUCAUCACAGUCCACCACUGAGCUGCAGUGGCGAGCCGGCCAUGAGGCUAGCCCAAAUGGCUAGUGGGAGACCAAUGUGGCAGGCAUCCUGGCACAAAAUCCGAGGCUGCCCUGCGCCUAGGAGGAUCCGCCACGGAUCCCGCGAAAAAAAACACUGAGGUGAAUGACAAAAAGUUACCUAGUCGGAUUCGCCACUGUGCUCUGGCAUACCAGCAGACGAGCCUCCUCGCCGCUUGAAGCCAGAGCGAUGUGGCAACAGUUCUGCGAGCUGUACUCUUGUCUGGCUCGGGUGGCGGAAGAAAGAAUGGCAGAGCCACAAUCAUAUUCGGAGCGGGGGGUACCCGCCAAGCUCGUCCGAGAUGCCGGAGUCACCGUGGGCGCUGGCUUGGCCGGGCCCUUCAGGCUGGGCCCCGGCAGCUGCGUAUGGCGAGCUGACUCUCUUGCGACUCGGCGCAGAACGUGCACCGCCGAAGACCACUGAACGUCGCCUUGGCCCCUGUCCCCCUUUUCC